UCUGUGCGCCACGCUCCGGUUGGCUGCUCCUUCCUUCCAGCCAUCCUUUCUUCCAUCCAUCCUAGUUUCCUUACCUUGGCUGUCUCCGUCCCUCUCGGGAGCUUGGGCGUUCUCACACAGGACUGGAAGAAUUAUACGCCGGCUGACGGGAUGAAUAACAACCUGUUUUGAAUGGUCUGAAUUCGGGAAACAUCGCACCCUGGAAAGGAGGGGAGUCGAGAGGAAACCGGAGGAUCCAUCACCCGCCGGUGCUGAUUUUACAGAGGUAUGCCAGUGCCUGAGGUUUUGUCAGAAACUGCCAGUUCAACCAUGUUGAGUCCCGUAUUCAAUACUCCCAAUGGAGAGGGUUCAGAGUCUGAAACCACCUCUGCGAUCCUUGCUUCAGUCAAAGAACAGGAGUUGCAGUUUGAACGUCUGACCAGGGAAUUGGAAGCUGAACGACAGAUUGUUGCCAGUCAGCUGGAGAGAUGCAAGCUUGGCUCUGAUACUGGAAGCAUGACCAGCAUCAGUUCAACAGAAGAGAAAUUUCGCUGGAACAACCAAGAUGGUCAGAAGGACAUAGAAGAAGAGCUGACCACAGGCCUGGAACUCGUAGACUCCUGCAUCCGGUCCCUCCAGGAGUCAGGCAUCUUGGAUUCACAGGACACAUCCUCAGGAGAUAGACAAGGUCUUCUGUCUCAAAGCGCCUUGCAUCUGAACAGUCAGGAUGCCUAUGCAGCUGCUGGUUACCAAAGCAAACAGGGACUAGCACUUGGGGCAGUUCACAGCUACAACCAGGUUUCAUCAGGUUGUGUCGCUGCUCAAUUGCCUGGAACAGAUUCCCAUUCCCAGGCACAGAACAGCGCCUUCUACAUGGCCUCAGAACCUGUAUCUGCUGCAGCUGGACCAUCCAUGUAUUACUCCUGUGCCACUUUACCUUCACAGCGUGUCAGUUCACCACUGCAGGCGGUGGGUUCUCCUACCAAGCUGCAACGUUUAGGAUCUGCAUCCUCUGACAUACCCAGCUAUGCCACGCUACAGAGGGUAUCCUCACCCAAACAAUCCCCAAGCAGACUGGGAAAGUCCUUCAGCACCUCUUCCCCCAUUAACAUGGUUGCAUCAGGCGGUGCUGGCUCAUCCUCCCCUCUCAACAUGGACCACAACACAUCCCCAGUUCACCAGCUGAACGCAGCGGUGGGCAACUAUGCGACACUGUCGCCCACAAAGCGCAUGUUACAUCACAUUGGUAUGGACAACUUCAAGAUUUCCCACGAGCUGUAUGCCAAUGCCACGCUGAAGAGGCCUGGGAGCCUGGCAGGCUCCCGAGGUUCAUACAGCAGCCAACAUAGUCAUCUUGGCUCCGAUCUGCGACCUCUACAGUCUCCCGAACACCACAUUGACCCCAUUUAUGAGGACAGAGUAUACACUAAACCCAACCUGAGAGGUCAAGCCAUGAACCAGUUGUACCAAGAAGUCCUCAACUAUCUGCUUUCUCCCUAUGCGCCUGUUCCUGCUCUAGCCCAGUCCUCCCCUGGUGUCAAUCCAAUCCCUUUGCAACGAACAGGAAGCCAGAGCACAGUGGGGACCUUCCACAGAAGUAGUUUUGCCACGGGAGGCAGUACAGCUGACUAUGGCAACCAGUACCGCACCUUGCCGUUCCUCCCGUCCACAGAGUCGCCUUACAGCAAGUCAGGUCCAGCCCUCCCUCCAGAGGCAGCUCUGGGCAGGUCUCCAUCUGUAGACAGCAUCCAGAAGGAUCCCAGGUACGACCCAGAUUUCCUUGUGUGGAAUCAAAAUCAAGCUCAAAGAAUGACAAAAGAGUUUGGCUGGAGGGAUCCAGAACUGCCUGAGGUUAUCCAGAUGCUCCAGCAUCAGUUCCCUUCAGUCCAGUCCAAUGCUGCUGCAUACCUCCAACACCUCUGCUUUGGAGACAACAAGAUCAAAUCUGAGAUCCGGCGGCAGGGUGGGAUCCAGCUUCUUGUGGAUCUGCUGGACCAUAGAAUGACGGACGUCCACCGCAGUGCAUGUGGAGCCCUGAGAAACCUUGUAUAUGGCAAAGUCAAUGAUGAUAACAAGAUCACUCUGAAGAACUGUGGCGGCAUCCCAGCUCUGGUCCGACUGUUGAGAAAGACUACAGAUGUGGAGAUCAGAGAGUUACUAACAGGUGUGUUGUGGAACCUUUCUUCUUGUGAUGCCCUGAAGAUGCCCAUCAUUCAAGACGCUCUGGCUGUAUUGACCAAUGCUGUGAUAAUCCCACACUCUGGCUGGGACACAUCCCCCAACACGCAAGAAGACCGUAAGCCUCACCUCCACUCAUCUCAGGUGCUACGGAACGCCACCGGCUGCCUGAGGAAUGUGAGUUCUGCAGGCGAAGAGGCAAGACGGAGGAUGCGGGAGUGCGAGGGUCUGACAGACGCACUGCUCUACGUCAUCCAGACAGCCUUGGGGAGCAGCGAGAUUGAUAGCAAGACUGUGGAGAACUGUGUGUGUAUCCUAAGGAACCUGUCCUACCGCUUGGCUGCCGAGACAUCUCAUAAUCAGCAGGGUGGAUCCGAGGAGUUGGAUGGUCUGCUAUGCGAUGCAGGGGGCAAGUACGCAGAGGGCUCAGGCUGCUGGGGGAAGAAGAAGAAGAAAAAGAAGGGACACGAUCAGUGGGACGGCAUUGGUCCAUUCCCAGAUUUGGCUGAGCCCCCUAAAGGCAUCCAGGUGUUAUGGCACCCAACAAUUGUCAAGCCUUACCUCACCCUGCUGUCUGAGUGCUCCAAUUCAGACACACUGGAGGGAGCAGCUGGGGCCCUACAGAACCUGGCAGCCGGCAGCUGGAAGUGGUCAGUGUAUAUCCGAGCUGCUGUGCGUAAGGAGAAGGGUCUUCCCAUCUUGGUGGAACUGCUGAGGAUUGACAACGACCGAGUUGUCUGCGCUGUGGCCACUGCUCUCAGAAACAUGGCACUGGACAUCAGAAACAAAGAGCUUAUUGGUAAGUAUGCCAUGAGGGACCUCGUUCACCGUUUGCCUGGAGGCAGUAACAACAAUGGCACAGGAGGAGGGGGCGGAGCUAACAGCAGCAGCCUUGUGGGUAAAACCAUGUCUGACGACACCAUCACUGCUGUUUGCUGUGCCUUGCAUGAGGUCAUCACCAAGAACAUGGAGAACACAAAGGCUCUGAGGGAUGCUGGUGGCAUUGAAAGACUAAUUGGAAUUGCACGCAGCAAAGGAGACAAGAUUCCCAGGCAUAGUCCAAAAGUUCUGAAGGCGGCAUCACAGGUGCUAAACAGCAUGUGGCAGUACAGGGACCUACGCAAUCUUUACAAGAAGGAUGGAUACUCACAGUACCAUUUUGUUGGCUCGUCUUUCACGAUAGAGCGAGACAGGACACGACCAUACUCUUCCUCUCGAACUCCCUCCAUCUCUCCCGUGCGGACCUCCCCCAACAAUCGAUCAGCGAGUGCUCCAGCAUCUCCCAGAGACGUGGUGGCGCUUAAGGAUAGGAAAGGUGAUUACGAGUUGACCAGCAAUGCCAGUUACCAGGGCAACAGGGGUGAACAUACGUCUCGGAAGGAUGCCAUGGCCGGUCAAAUCCCUGGAGGCUCUGCGGCACUUCACCAGGGAGCCUAUGCAUCGCCUACUGAUGACGUCAAGUACAAUCAGAUCUCAUCUCAAAGCCUUCCGUCUGAGCCCUACCAUCCGUUUCAGAAUCCUCUACCGUCUGACAACAACGUCUAUGAAGACCAGACUUUUUAUGACAACCACACUGGAGGACGCCCUCAGCAGGGUGAGCUCAACAUUCAACUGCAGGGCCUUAAAUCCACUGGCAACUACGUGGACUUUUACUCUGCAUCACGGCCCUACAGUGAACUUAACUAUGAGACCAGCCAUUACCCUGCAUCCCCAGACUCGUGGGUCUGAGGGUGUGGAUGGCGAUGCCCCAAAAAAAGAAGAGACUGAUGGAGGAUGAUAUUAUAUUAGAGAUGGUGAGAAGGACAUCGCCCUCACUCUGUCUAUACUUUUACUAGAUUCUGAGUAGCAAUGAUGGUAGCAGCUGUUGAAUAAGGUGACACAUUACAGAAGGUCAGCCAUGCAUGUGCAUGUUCACCACAAAAAGAACAGAUAGAUUUUCUUUCUGUUGAACAAUUGCUGACUGAAGGUAAAAGAAGAGCAGCGGAAAGUGACAUGGAUGGGUUAAAAAAAAGGAAUUUAUAAGGCUCUGAGGAUGUAUGUUUGAACUUGUAAAUUUGUGCGGUACAUUUGUAGUCUUGAAGCACAAGAAGCUGUCUGACGUCUGACACUGGUACACUCAAGCACACGGAAACACCUUCAAAGAUGGGAUGGCUCGUACUCUGCCCUACCCAGUGUUGUCAUUUUUUAGCAUUUUUUGUUGUGUUUUUUACUUUUUCCUAUUCCUGAUUCUAGUUGUACUGUAUUUGAUGUAUAAUUAUGGACAUACAUUGUAUAAUAUAUGCUGCACUGUUUCUUUCAGUACAAGGCCUACAUAUAAUCCAAAUAUGUUUUUGGUCUUAAUUCAGCACUGAUGGUGCUCCCACAUACAGUACAUCGUAUGUCUGAAGUGUUGCUAUUUCCGUGACCAAAUUCAGCAUGUUUUCUGAAUCGACACCUGUCCAGUCAAGUCCAUCCACAGGAUCUCACUUUGUAAAUAACUGUGCCAAAAUAAUAGCUCCCCACAAAAGAGGUUUCAAAUGGGUCCAAUCACAUCUUAAGUUUUAGCCGAUCGACAAGUGUAAUGUCAGUUUGUAAAAGCUUAUGUCUUUUAUUUUAACUGUCAUCACUUGACAAGUGUCAUCAAAACAGAGGUCAUAGGCUACAGUAGAAAGCAAGAAACAUCUGGAGUGAUUGUUGGCUGACAAAUGUCUUGUAAAAUAUUCAAUGUUAAACUAUAACACGUUGAUGGAAAACUUCAUGGUAGACAAAAACUUAGAGUAUGGAUUUAUAUUAUAUAUAAAUAAUGAUAUAAUUUUUUUAUGUGCAGAUUUGAAUGUCACUUGUAGCGACAACAAUAUGAGAGUCUUGCCACAAAUAAACCAACUGGUUUUUUUUCAACUUUUGAUUUUCUGGUCGACGUGCUGAACUUGUUAUCUUGCGUUGUAAUGCUGUGGCUGCGUGGCUUUCACUAGCUAGGAAUCAGGAUCACAGCCACCACUAGGAACAGGUUGAUCAGUUACAAACAGAAAACAUUUGUAAUAUUUCAUUGGUUUGAAUACACUCAACAGCAACAUGCAUAUGUCACCAUUUUCUGUUUUCCUUCAGUUGGCAGCAAGCAGAGAUUAAAAUAUCACCCUCUGUGUAGAAAGUGUCUGGUGCUCUUGUGAUCUCCAUGGAAAAUCCACAAAAUAAAAAAAAGGUUUUUAA
Messenger RNA from Synchiropus splendidus (mandarinfish), 5343 nucleotides. It is a transcript of the gene ctnnd2b, whose product is annotated as catenin (cadherin-associated protein), delta 2b. NCBI's taxonomy places the organism in Eukaryota, Metazoa, Chordata, Actinopteri, Syngnathiformes, Callionymidae. The record is from RefSeq and is a predicted model, not a curated record. Gene Ontology annotation, biological process: dendritic spine morphogenesis; cell-cell junction assembly; cell-cell adhesion. The coding region runs from base 268 to 3885 and encodes 1205 amino acids. Gene Ontology annotation, molecular function: cadherin binding. Gene Ontology annotation, cellular component: plasma membrane; postsynaptic density; adherens junction. The transcript has 25 exons.